UCUAGAAUAUUGUAGUCCACUUUUGUCCUACGAAGCAGGCAGCCGUUGUGUCAUUUUGUCUGUUCAUGUGUCGGAAUUUAAUAUUUUUAUUUAAUACGUACCUACCAAGCAAUGACGUCGUACACAGAUAAAGGGUCGAAACCAUCAGACGGUCGGUUCAUAUCGUUUCAUCACAUCACCUUUUGGGUCUCAAACGCCAAACAAGCAGCAAGCUACUACAUCUCUCGCUUUGGUUUUGAACCACUUGGAUAUCAAGGACUCGAGACUGGCUCAAGAAGAAUAGUAUCACACGCUGUCAGAUUAAACAAGAUAAUCUUUAUAUUGCAAGCACAAUAUGAGCCACAAGAAACAGAAUUUGUGAAAGAGGUAGCAUUCCAUGGAGACUUUGUGAAGGACGUGGCAUUUGAGGUAGAAAACCUGGACUUUAUCGUGGAGUACGCGAGGAAACAGGGCGCUGUCAUUGUGAAGGAUAUUUGGGAGGAGAGUGAUAAAAACGGGAUAGUAAGGAUGGCUGUGUUGAAAACUUACGGCGACAAUACUCAUACAUUAAUAGAUAAAUCGAAAUACAGGGGUUCUUUCUUACCUGGAUACCAAACGCAAGAUUCAGAUCCAAUACAAAAAUUCUUGCCGAAGGUGGAGAUAAACUUCAUAGACCAUGUCGUUGGAAACCAGCCAGACAACGAGAUGGAAACAGCAGCAUCCUGGUACGAGAAAUGUCUACAGUUUCACAGAUUCUGGUCGGUGGAUGACAAACAAAUAUUCACGGAGUACUCAGCUUUACGGUCUAUCGUGAUGGCGAACUGGGAGGAAACGGUGAAGAUGCCCAUCAACGAACCCGCCCCGGGGAAAAAGAAGAGUCAGAUCCAAGAGUAUGUGGAGUACCACGGAGGCGCCGGUGUACAGCACAUUGCUCUAAAUACAGAGGAUAUUAUAACUGCGGUUGAAAAUCUGCGUGCCCGGGGUGUUGACUUCCUGUCAAUACCGUCUUCAUACUACACGAUAAUCCGCGAUCGGCUUCAGCACAGCAAAGUGAAGGUCGCGGAAAGCAUCGAUGCACUAGAGAAACUCAACAUCCUCAUAGACUACGAUGACAACGGCUACCUUCUGCAGAUAUUCACAAAGAACACCCAGGAUAGACCUACACUGUUCCUUGAAGUUAUACAGAGGAGAAACUUUAAUGGUUUCGGAGCUGGCAAUUUCAAGACGUUAUUUGAAUCAAUAGAAUACGAGCAAGAACGUCGCGGCAACCUCUAAUGAAAACGAUACUAUAACAAAAUAACACUCCAUAUUAAAAAGUAGAAAUAUUGAAUGUUGUUAUAGAUCUAGGAUCAAGUAUCACCCUGGAUUUGCUAAUCAAAUAAUAAUACCAUACUUGAUCACUUUAACAUACAAAAACUGUUACUGUUACUGACAAUGUUGUGACUUUGUCAAAUUCUGUUUUGUUUGUUGGUCACAAGUGAAAUUUGUCUUUUUAAGAAACAUGUUGAUAUUUUAUUUAUGUAUAUAUUAUUCUGCAAAAUCAUAAGCUACGCAAGAAGGAUUUUUAAUUAAUAAAUUCCUUGCUAUGUAAAUAUAGUUAAUUAGAUUUUUUAUAUUGUGGUGAUUCAUUGACAAUCACAAUAUAGAUGUGUAUAUAAGCUUGUAAAAUAUUAAUACUUAUCUUAUGACGAUUUAUAUGUAAAGAGAUCGAUUUAAAUAAAAUCUUAUUCAAUUCAUAAUAUUGAUAGAAUGAGGGCAGUAGCAUAUUAAAACGUGAUAAAAAAUUUCACAAUAUUAGAAGUUAAAGUUAUUAUCACCAUAAUGAGUAUAUUAUUAUUCAACUAAAUCAUAUAAAACUGAAAACAAAAUUUUAUGAACGAUGCGGGACUCGAUCCCGCGACCUCUUGCGGUUUAACUAAAUCAGUAGAUUCAAAUAGUAAAAGUAUUAUACUCUGAAUAAAAGAAAGUGUUAACACCACAAGCGUAUAGCUUGUGUGUCACUUUCGGGUGCAUGGUAAAUCCAUUUAAUACUUGAUCCUAGUUAUAGAUUAACCCCCUUAUUCAUAAUAGUCUGCUAACUUAAAGCAUUGCUAAUUCUCACUCUGUCUUCUUCUAUUGACCUAAGUCAGAAUGAGAAAAAACACUCCUUAGCGGCUGUUUAAAGUUAGCGGACCAUUAUGAAUAAGGGGGUAAGUGUUGAUCGACAAAUUAUGCUUUUCUUUUAAUAUAAUAAGAAUAUCAAAUUACAAAUUGAGUAGAUUGACUAGCGUUUAAUAGAGUAAAAGUCAGUCAAUAUUGUUAUAGUAGGAUCAUGGUCAUAAAUGUGUUUACAAUAUCGCUCGCAUAAUUAAAUAAUUAUAAAUAUUAUUAGUUAAAUAAAAAAUAUUUCAAAUUA
Messenger RNA from Leptidea sinapis, 2374 nucleotides. RefSeq names its product 4-hydroxyphenylpyruvate dioxygenase-like. The coding region runs from base 112 to 1254 and encodes 380 amino acids. Gene Ontology annotation, biological process: L-tyrosine catabolic process. Gene Ontology annotation, molecular function: 4-hydroxyphenylpyruvate dioxygenase activity. The transcript is spliced from 9 exons. Gene Ontology annotation, cellular component: Golgi membrane; endoplasmic reticulum membrane. Lineage: Eukaryota; Metazoa; Arthropoda; Insecta; Lepidoptera; Pieridae. The record is from RefSeq and is a predicted model, not a curated record.